Molecule: messenger RNA, 627 nt
Organism: Cyphellophora europaea CBS 101466
Lineage: Eukaryota; Fungi; Ascomycota; Eurotiomycetes; Chaetothyriales; Cyphellophoraceae
Exons: 1
Coding region: 1-627 (208 amino acids)
Source: RefSeq, a predicted model, not a curated record
AUGGGCAAUUCUUCCUCGAAAGUCGCCUCCCGCGCCGCCGGCGCCGCCAAACGGCAGUAUCCCAGCGCCGUCUCCUCCGCCGUGUCCAAGCCCUCACAAGCAUCACCUCAGCCUGAAGCCUCAACCACCACAGCAGCCGCACAAGUACAUCCCUCACCUUCCCAGUUGCCUCCUUCGUCUUCUCGCUCCGAAGUCGUUGAGCUGGACGCUCGCGACCCCCACUUCGCCGCGUCCCUUGCCCGCGCCGGCACCGCACGCCGCGUUCCCCAACCACCCUCGCCUUCCUCCUCCUCCGCCUCUCCAUCUUCCGCCUUCCCCACCUCCUCUCAACCGCCUAAACUCCAACAGUCACCAACGGGCCAGUCCAUCUUCCCCACCAGCCGGCCAGGCACCAACCCCGCGCUCGCCGUCGUGCAGGCGCGCGACAAGCUCACCAAGCAGUUCGAGGCCGAGGGUGAGGGCCUGGGGCGAAAGAGCUUCGCUGGCAGAACUCUGCUGAACGCGCGGGAGCUGCGUGAGGCGUUGAACUUACGGGACGCGGCUGGAGAGGCUGAGGCCGAGAGUGCCAUGCGCUUGCGGAAGGGCUUGUUGGCGGCCAUGGUCACGACGAGGGUGGCCAGCGGCUGA